AUCAAAGGACGCAAGAGUGAUUGCCGUGAUCGGUCUGAUGAGCUGUCAUGUCAAUCGAAUUUGCUAUGUCUCGUUGACUUGGCGUCGAAACCCGUUUGACCUUCUCCGCCUCUCCCCUUGUCUUUUUUACUUUUUUGCUGAUCCUUCAGGACUCCUUCGGCCUUCCCUUCCAGCCCGGCUCAUGGACAAGGAUUGAGAGGAGAUCCCCCAUUUAUGCAUGGCCGCCCUCUACCUUCACAACUCGAUCUGGAUUCCUGAGACUCCCGAUUCGGUGACGCCUACCCAUGCGCCUCACACGAGAACCAUUUCUGCCGCCACCAUUCAGAGUCUGCAAAGCUCCGACCAGACUCACCGACCUCUCCUGACCCAUUCGGCUUCCUUCGACUCCGAAGCGUCUGUCGCGUACCUCGACCUCUUGUCGCGCCAGCCAAGUCAUCCCAACGAGCCUCCGAGCACGCCUUUCUCAUUGCACUUUGAUGGAGACCCGACAAAUGCGCGUAGCGAAAAGGAACGUAUGGAUAGGCUGGUGCGGAAGCGAUUGAGGGGACUCAAACGGGCAAUGGCAGUGAUGGAAAUUAUCAUGGUCUGCUGGUCGGUAUACACGACCGUGCGGUACUUCCUCGCUUACACCACAACGGGCAAAGCUGAGGCACUGGCUCUUGGGACGUGCAGUAUCGCCGCUUUCGCCGUGAUCGUUAUCUCUUCUUCGAUUCCUCUCAUUCAAGACUAUGCUCUACGGUAUAAAGGUUCCGUCGGUCUUCUUCCGACCCUGCGUCACUUCCUCCGUUUCUUUGCAUCGUUCCUUCUCGUGUCACCCGCUAUCGUCAACUUGGCACUGGUCGUUGUGUGGAAGGAUAACACACUCCGACGAUGUAAGCUGGACAUCGAUGUGGUCUGGCAUGAUGGCUGUUCUUUCCAGGGGGCCUGGUUCACAUUGGUUGUAGUGCGGAUGAUUGUCACACUGCUGUUUCUGAUUGUCUAUCACGUCUGCGUUCGAGCAUAUCAUCACACGCGACGGCCCUCCCGAAGGAAACCCUCGGUUGCUGGAUCUACAACCGUCGGCUCCCCGCCAAUGUCAGCAGAUCCAUUGCUGCCGCCUUCCCACAGUCAUCAACCCUCCACGUCCACCAUAACGCAUGCCAAUUCGCAGCGUCGCUCUCUACGCAGCUCUCGCACUCCGUCCGUGAGGACAACCCCGUCGCCCUCUUCGGAAGACGCGCGUUUGCCGCAAGAAGAUGACUUCGAUCCCUAUGCCGAGCAGCCAGACUCUGCAGACGAAGGGCUGCAUACAUUCGUCGAGCGACUCCGCUCACUGGUCGCGCAGGCACGAGAAGACGAGCAAGAACCCAGAUUGUCGGCGCAAUUGGCGGAGCCUGCGUAUCGAGCCAGCAUCGGUUACGACGAAUUUGGCCGCCCGUAUCCCCCAGAGGAGCACAUCCGGAUUCUCAACUCGUACAUCCGACGAAUGCCUACCAUCGAGAGCAUUGGCUCCAGAGAGAUGACCAUGACAGCAGGGACGAGCGUCGCCGCAUCUUCAUUGUAUCAGGAACGGAUCAGUAGUCUUCACACUGUUUCCCGCCCGCCGACGAGAGCGAUGACGGAUCGGGACACGCACAGCGAUGGGACCCCGAGCCGGGCGAACAGCCUGAGCUUCAGUAUUGCGGAACUCAGGGCGGCGACGAAUGCCGGACUGACGCAGGAAGGGCUUGCGCAGCUCGGCGAAGUCGUGGGGAGGGUGAAGCGGUCCGGGAGUGUCAGCACUGGUGUCAGCACGGGGACCGGUACUUUCUUCAGCUCUUCGUCUCCGCUCCAGACCCCCAUCGUGGAGGAGCCUUUCGAGGAGUUCCCAGGGCCUCUUGCAGCAACACCGUCCACUGUCCGUCCUCCCAGGCCGCUCCCACGACCUCCGAGUCUUCCUCGUGCGGAUUCAAUCUGACUUUCGUGGCAUAACUGUUUGUGAUAUCUGUGUAUACUCUUGCACGUACUUAUCUCUCAUUAUAUGUAUCAUUUGUACUGUCUCCCCAGCUCGAACUGGCCAUGUAGAAGCUCUCGCGCCAUCCAAUGACUAAUCGUCUGCACUUUCGGCCUUGCUGGAUUUGCUAGUAUCUAUCGCACCUCCAAUUGGGACCAUAGUAUCUUUUCGAGACGCCGGCC
Molecule: messenger RNA, 2154 nt
Organism: Mycena citricolor
Lineage: Eukaryota; Fungi; Basidiomycota; Agaricomycetes; Agaricales; Mycenaceae
Source: the annotation of a GenBank genome assembly